AUGGCGGCGGCGGGCUGGGCGGUGGCGACUCAAAUUUCCACACUCAUCGUCGACUGCGGUUCGGGCCUGACGCGCGCCGCCGUCUUCUGGCGCGACGCUGGCAAUCGCGUCCACGCCUGCGAGGCGAGCGCGAGCACCGGGCAGGCGGAACCGUUUGCGCUCCCUCGGAUCGUUGACGUGCUCACCGAGGGCGGCUCGGCGCUGCGCCGGUGGGUGGCGAGCAUACAGGAGCUCGUCGUGGCGACGGGCUGCACCUCCACAGUAAUUGGCGCCACCGGCGGGCUGCGGCAGGCCGAGGCGGCCGGCAGGGUCACGCCUCGCAUGCUCGCGUCGCUUGGAGAGCUGCUGCGGGAGCUGGUGCCGGCCGCCGAGUUCCGCAGCCUGAGCGGCGAGGACGAGGCGCGGGCCGAGCUCGGCGCGGUCGGCUGGCACGACCCUCCGGGCGCAGCGGCCAGCUUCCUCUCGGUGACGCACGGGCUGAUCGACGCCGCCGCCUCGCUCUGCGAGCGGGCGGACGGCGCGGCCGACGAAGACGCGCGGAGUUGCGCGAUCGAGGCCUUUGGCGCGCGGCUUGCGGCAGAGGUGUCCGCCUCUGGCCGGCGCGGACAGCUACGCGGCACGCUCGUCGCCAUCGAAAUGGUCGGAGCCUGCGGCUCCGCAGACGAGUACGGCGGCCGCUUCGCCGGGCUGGCGCGGCAGGUGGGCCAGCGGGUGGUGGGCAAGGCGGCGCUGGUCGCGGCGCUGCGGGAGCACCUGCAGCAGUGGGCGAGGGGCGGGGCCGUGGCGAGCCGGCACGAGGCGUACGCUGGGCUGCUGCCCGCAGAGCUGCUAGGGCUCGCAGGCCUCGCCGACGAGGGAGCGAGCUUUUACCUCUGCCGCUCGUUCGAGGUCGCUCCGGGCGUGACCCUCAAGCCGAGCUGGUCUCUCGGCGUCUACCUCUCGCGGUCGGCCGCGCCGCCGCCGCCACCAUCGCCGCUGGAGCAUAGCUGA
Messenger RNA from Emiliania huxleyi CCMP1516, 990 nucleotides. RefSeq lists its product as hypothetical. The record is from RefSeq and is a predicted model, not a curated record. The transcript is spliced from 3 exons. Bases 1 to 990 code for a protein of 329 amino acids. Lineage: Eukaryota; Haptophyta; Isochrysidales; Noelaerhabdaceae.